This is a messenger RNA of Saxophila tyrrhenica, 1140 nucleotides long. RefSeq names its product Protein phosphatase 2C 7 (gene PTC7). The coding region runs from base 1 to 1140 and encodes 379 amino acids. The record is from RefSeq and is a predicted model, not a curated record. The transcript has a single exon. Gene Ontology annotation, molecular function: protein serine/threonine phosphatase activity. Lineage: Eukaryota; Fungi; Ascomycota; Dothideomycetes; Mycosphaerellales; Extremaceae. Gene Ontology annotation, biological process: protein dephosphorylation.
AUGCCAUACAUCGUACCAAAACGAGCGCAAUCUACAGCAUCGUCUGCCUUCACCUACCGCCUGGCAGCCGCGGCGUCAGCUAAGCGCAGCCCUCCGCGCAACCCCAAGCAUCAAAAGGACUUCUGGAACUACAUCUCGACCCAGGAGCAUAAAAAUCCACCAUAUCUCCGAUCCACAAAGCCCGACAGCGGCGAAGAUGCAUUCUUCGCUACAACUCUCGGCGACAGCGACAAUCACGUGGCCUUUGGUGUAGCAGAUGGGGUGGGAGGAUGGCAAGACCAGGGCAUCGAUCCGAGCGUCUUCAGCCACGGUCUCUGCGGACUGAUGGCCGGCACGGCACAGUUGCACUCGGUGGAAGACAGUGGUAUGCUGCGGCCACAAGCGCUAUUGCAGACAGCCUACGAUGCUGUCAUAGCCAAUCCGCGUAUUCUCGCCGGCGGUAGCACAGCUUGUCUUGCUGUUAUUGAUCAUGAGGGCGCGAUGGAGACGGCGAAUCUGGGGGAUAGCGGGUAUAUGGUUUUUGGUCCUGGCAAGGUGGCCUACAAGAGCGACGUUCAGACACACGCUUUCAACACGCCUUUUCAGAUGGCAAAGGUGCCUACGAAAAUGAUGGCCCAGUACGCAAUCUUUGGAGGAGAGUCAUCUGGUGGGAAGCACUUUUCGGAGACGCCGCGACAGGCGGAGGUCGUAAGGCAGAACGUCAAGCAUGGCGAUGUUGUUGUCUUCGCCACGGAUGGUGUCUGGGAUAAUCUGAGCGCGCAGGACACGUUGAGCAUCGUCACGCGUGUAAUGAUGGAGAAGAAAUAUUGGAUUGAUGGCGAAAGAGAGACGACGUUGGACGCCACUCGCAUCGCAGCCCUGCCUGCGAGCCUGAGUGGGCCUAAGGAGCACGAGGAGUAUUUACCUGCGAUCCUGGCAACAGCUAUCAUGCGGGAGGCGAAGCUUGCAGGUCUUGACCCGAGGCGGAACGGCCCCUUUGCGAAGGAAGUCAAUGCGCGAUAUCCGCAAGAAGGCUGGGAAGGCGGCAAGGCGGAUGAUAUCGCAGUCGUGGUCUGCAUCGCCGUGGAUGGCAGUCUCGGCAGAAAUGGAGACGAUACUGGCUCUGAGAGAGAUGAAAAACCCGUCAAAGCCAAACUUUGA